UCUCUCUCUCCUCCAGCUUCGACUUUCAACGCGAUCUCCUUCUGCUCCCUCCUCAUCAUCUCCAACUGCUGCUACUUUCCUUCUUCAACUUUCUCGAGAAAAUCAAACUGAAAAUUAAGGAAGGAAAGUCCCCGCGGCUUUCCCUCGCUCCUCCGCCGCGCCACAUGGCCUCCGACGCCGAGGACGACCGCGAGACCGCCUGGGAGCAAGCCCUCCGCAAAAUGCUCCCCGCCGGCGCCCCGCUCCUCGACGAGGACCAGCUCGACUACUCCAUCGCCGUCGAGUACGACGGCCCCCCGGUGCCCUACGACGUCCCCCGCGUCGAUCCCGUCGAGAUCGCCGAGCCCGUCUCCGGCGCCCGCUCCCCUCCCCUCCUCCCCGCCGAUCUGUCCGCGAUCCCCGUCGCCGCCCCGAUCGCCCCCAGGAUCCUCCCCCGGCUCGGCCGGCCCGGCAACGGCUUCGCCUCCAGGGACUCGCCGGCGGAGAGUCGACGCGCGUCCUCCGCCUCGAGAGCGCGGCUGGAGGGGGCGGAGGAUGGGGACGGGGCCGGGGGCGAGAGCGGGAGCUUGUUCAGCGCGGACGCCAGUGCCCUAGAUGCGACGGACAACGGCGAGGCGGCGGCGGGGGGCGAGAAUGGGGAGCCGAGGCGCGCCGCGGUGGUGACGUUCACGACGCCGAGGGACUCCCAGUACUCGGAGGAAGACGAGGAGGAAGCGAACGAUUUCUCUUCCUCUCCGGUGUCGUCUGCCGCCACCGACUCGCCGGCUGUCGCGAAGAAGACGCCAGGGAAGCGAGGGCGGUGCAGUAGGUGUGGGAAGGGGAACAGAUUUAAGGAGAGGGAGGCGUGCUUGGUUUGCGACGCACGGUAUUGCGGAAAUUGCCUUUUGAAGGCCAUGGGAUCAAUGCCGGAAGGUAGGAAGUGCGUGAGUUGCAUUGGGAAGCCGAUUGACGAAGCGAAGCGGUCCGGUUUGGGGAAGUGUUCAAGGAUUUUGGCGCGGGUGUGUAGUCCACUGGAGGUCACGCAGAUAAUGAAGGCAGAGAGAGAGUGUGCAGCGAACCAGUUGCGGCCUGAGCAGCUUGUGGUGAAUGGGAGGCAGUUGAGGCAAGAGGAACUGGCUGAGAUUCUUGGGUGUCCGAUUCCGCCGCAGAAAUUGAAGCCUGGGAAGUAUUGGUAUGAUAAGGAUUUAGGGUUAUGGGGAAAGGAAGGGGAGAAACCUGACCGGAUAAUAAGUUCCAAACUUAAUGUCGGGGGCAAGCUCCGGGUAAAUGCAAGCGACGGGAAUACGAAGGUUUAUAUAAAUGGGCGUGAAAUUACAAAGGUUGAGCUGAGGGUUUUGAAGCUGGCCAAUGUGCAGUGUCCUCGUGAUACUCAUUUUUGGGUGUACGAUGAUGGUUCUUAUGAGGAAGAAGGUCAAAAUAAUAUAAAAGGAAACAUAUGGGGAAAGGCGUCUACUCGUUUCAUUUGUUCGCUGUUUUCGUUACCUGUACCACCUGCAAAUCCUCAUGGGACUAAGGAAGAUCCAACGACCUACUCAAGUAGAUCAGUGCCGGAAUAUUUGGAACAGGGAAGAGUUCAGAAACUGCUGUUGUUUGGGAUGGAGGGAUCAGGAACAAGCACCAUCUUUAAGCAGGCUAAAUUUUUGUAUGGGAAUAAGUUUACUCCUGACGAGCUGCAAAAUAUUAAGCUUAUGAUUCAAAGCAAUAUGUACAAAUAUCUCAGCAUACUACUUGAAGGCCGAGAACGGUUUGAAGAGGAAGCUUUGAUGGAGAGAGAAGAUGCUACCAGUGAAACCGAAGAGUCUGCAUCAGGUGAGGAGGGAGUUCAUGAAAGCCAGCGAUGCAUUUACUACAUCAACCCGAGGUGUAAACACUUCUCUGACUGGUUACUGGAAAUCAUGGCAACUGGAGACUUGGAUGCAUUCUUUCCUGCUGCAACACGUGAAUACGCACCUAUUGUUGAUGAGGUCUGGAGAGACCCUGCCAUGCAGGAAACAUACAAGAGACGGGAGGAGCUAAAUUCUCUUCCUGAUGUUGCAAAAUACUUUUUAGAUCGGGCCGUUGAGAUAUCAAGCAACGAGUAUGAACCUUCUGAAAAGGAUAUCUUAUAUGCUGAAGGGGUCACACCAAGCAACGGACUCACCUUUAUUGAUUUCUCGUUUGAUGAUAGAAGUCCCAUGUCUGAAUUGUACAGUGAAAACUUUGAAGGGCCCCCAUCCAUGACAAAGUACCAACUGAUUCGGGUAAACUCCAAAGGACUUAAUGAGGGUUGUAAAUGGCUGGAAAUGUUUGAAGACGUGAGAGCGGUGAUCUUCUGCAUCGCAUUGAGUGACUAUGAUCAAAUGUGGGCCCAAGGUGCUGGUCCUCCCUGUAACAAAAUGAUGGCAAGCCGAAAUUUAUUCGAGAGUCUAGUGAUGCACCCUUCAUUCAUAGACACUCCUUUCGUGCUCCUUCUGAACAAGUACGAUGCUUUUGAAGACAAGAUAAUCCAUUCUCCCUUAUCGACUUGUGAAUGGUUUACCAAUUUCAGCCCCGUAAAGCCCAACCACAAUGGUCAGGCACUGGCUCAGCAAGCGUACUUCUUCGUGGCAAUGAAGUUCAAGGAGCUGUAUUAUUCAUUGAGUGGCAGAAAGUUGUUUGUGUGGCAGACCAGAGCUCGGGACCGUACUUCCGUUGAUGAGGCAUUCAGAUAUAUAAGAGAGGUGCUUAAAUGGGAUGAAGAGAAGGAUGCCAACAUGUACGGGCUUGGGGGAGAUGAGUCGUUCUACAGCACAGAAAUGAGUUACUCUCCUUAUAUUAGGCAAGAAUAAGCAUCGGAUCUAAUGUGAGUCUGCGACAGAAUCUGGUGCAAGUCGCAAACCAAUGGAAGCACAGAGCCGGUUAGCCCUCUGUGAUGGACCAUGCAAAGUCGUGAACAGAGUGCCAAGUGAAAGAAGAGGGAUGCGAUUUUGCCGCUCCGAAGAGAAACUGAUGACUGAGCCGCUUGCCUGAAAGGCGGAUCGACGAGUGAUUUAUACAUGGGAGUUGCAUACUGACGAGCGAGUUGUAUUUUUGGGUGAUGUGUUCGAAUUUGUAUAGCAUUUAUUUCCCGGCGUGAAUAAAGCCAGUGUAGAUGGUUGUCGUGAGAUUUUGAUGUAAAUGUUUGGUGAAUUGAGUGUUAGCGGUAGAAAACAAUUUCGAUUUGGCCCCUCCCAACUCAGGUUGGUCAUCUGUAACAUCUGCACGAGAACUUUUGACGUUGAGAGGGCGUCUGAUUUUUUUUUCUAAAUCUCUAAACAAAGAUUGUUUUCUGGUUACAA
Messenger RNA from Eucalyptus grandis, 3296 nucleotides. Its product is annotated as extra-large guanine nucleotide-binding protein 3. Gene Ontology annotation, cellular component: heterotrimeric G-protein complex. Gene Ontology annotation, molecular function: G-protein beta/gamma-subunit complex binding; GTPase activity; guanyl nucleotide binding. NCBI's taxonomy places the organism in Eukaryota, Viridiplantae, Streptophyta, Magnoliopsida, Myrtales, Myrtaceae. Gene Ontology annotation, biological process: adenylate cyclase-modulating G protein-coupled receptor signaling pathway. The record is from RefSeq and is a predicted model, not a curated record. The coding region runs from base 165 to 2807 and encodes 880 amino acids. The transcript has 8 exons.